AUGAGUUUCAGAGCUCCCAUCAUUUUUAUUAUUUUGGUGGUUGAGGUUCUCAUUUUAAUUGCAGUUCUUUUCGACCUAUUUUCAUAUGGUAGGCUUGAUUUUUUUUUGAUUUAUGAAUUUUUUUUUCAAAAAUUUCAGACUGGAACAUAACUCCUCAAGGUGGUAAACCGACUCAUGAAGGAAUUGCAAAUUGUUUGAUUCCUUGGAAUUUCAGACAAUGUUCAACGUUUUGGAGUGUAAGUCUUAUAGUUUUUGGAUAGCGAAAUGUGUUUUUUUUUGCAGUUUGUCACUUGGAAAAUGGGAACUUCGAUAAUAUCAUUAUUGAUCGCCGCGAUUUCAAUUUUGAUAUCAAUUGGAAUCACUUUACGAUUAACGUGAGUUGAUAAUGAUAAUAGAGUUUUAUGUGUUUUGUUUUUUUUUUUUGUAAACAAAAACAUGAAGAAUUUGUGAAUGUAUAAUUUCAAAAUUCAAAAAUUGUAGUGAUUUUUGAGCAAUGAGAUCUAGUCUAGUCAAGCUCAAAUUUCAUGAAUAUUUUUUUUAGGUAAACAAGCUUUUCCGAUUAGAGAAGAUCUAUAGAAUUUUUAUUUUUGAUAAAGAAAUCACAAACACAAAGGCUGCAAUUUACAAAAAUAUUUUGAAAUUGAAAAAGAUUGUGAUUGAUACGAAAUGUUUUAUUUGAUUUUUCUGUUGCAAAAAACAAUUCAGCUGUGAUGAGACUUUUCUUUUAGAAUUCCGAUUUAUAAAAUAACUAUCAGCAACUUUAUAGAAACCUCGAAAAAAUUCAAUUUUUUUCAGAAAAACCUCAAAUCUUCUUCUCACCGCAAUUCUCAUUCUCUUUGGCUGGACAACAUUCAUCAGCACUACAAUCUCAUUGGUUUCCCGCUUCAAUUAUUACCCAAACACUUUUGGAAACUGCUCUGCUCUUUUUGAUCGACCUCAUAAAGUUGAUGUUUUGUUCAUCAAUGUGAGUUUGAUUUUUUUCUGAUUGGAAAAAUUAAGUUUUCUGAAUUUUCAGCAAAGUUGGAAAAGUUACAUCAGCGUCACUUCUGUUCUUCUCUCAUUCAUGUUUUCUCAAUUCGCUUUACUUCUUGGAUAUUUCAAAAAACCAAGCGCAACUUUCAACGUGAAAGCGAGUAUGGAAUCUCUUCCGAUGCCCAAAAUCACAGUGAAACAUACUGAUAAUUUCUAA
Messenger RNA from Caenorhabditis angaria, 1189 nucleotides. The record is from the annotation of a GenBank genome assembly. NCBI's taxonomy places the organism in Eukaryota, Metazoa, Nematoda, Chromadorea, Rhabditida, Rhabditidae.